GCUGGUGGCUACGAAUUUUCAUCUGGUCAAUGUAAAGAUAAAAUGAAAUACAUGAAGCGCUGUUAUUUAAAAAAAAUAGACAACAUGGGACCUAAGAGCACUGGUUCAACUCCAAUAAAAUGCGAAUAUUUUGAUGAAUUAGACAAUUUAUUUGGUAAAAAACCAAACGUUAAACCAGUCUCUGUUUGCAGCACAUCAAAAGUAAAAUGUCAAAUAAAAACAAACGAAAAAAUUGAGAUAGAAGAUGUGGAAAAUAUUGACGUUAAAGAAGAGACAAUUUUGAAAAGAAAAGGACAGAAAAGGAAGAAUACAAGUGAUGAUUUACUAGCUAAGUUGAAUAGUAGAGAAGAGGCCAAAGAGCGCAGACAUCUUGAGAAACAAGCAAUUCAAACGUGAAAGUAUAACUGUUUUCCAGAACGUUAUGAACGAGUUACUGAAAAAACUCUAAGAUCAAGAAAUACUUUUACUUAGAAAUUCUUCAAUUAUAGUAUUAAUUAG
Molecule: messenger RNA, 498 nt
Organism: Cyphomyrmex costatus
Lineage: Eukaryota; Metazoa; Arthropoda; Insecta; Hymenoptera; Formicidae
Exons: 2
Coding region: 43-396 (117 amino acids)
Source: RefSeq, a predicted model, not a curated record